CCGAAUCACCAUUGGUAUCUUUACCUGACAGACAGGUUUUCUACCCUGUACAAGUAGAUCCUUGACAGGCAUCGCGCAAGUAAUACUAGAUAGAUAAUGGAGGCGAGAGAUAACUUGGAUUAGGGGUUGGCUCUGAUAUCUCUGGCCAUCUGAUUGGCUCGGAUAUACCUAGCUAUCCGAUUGGCUCGCAUAGCGGCUCCCAAAUUUCGAGAACUUCUAUACUUCGCUAUAACGAUACAAACAGGGGUUCAUCAUGUAUAAAGAUCUCUCUCCUAACCCCCGUCAUUUCCAUCAUAGAUUCUUUUAACAGGCACCGAACUGGUUCAAAAUCAUAUUCUCGAAGCAACCGAACACACUCUAUUCUAUUUUACAAAUCACGCACAAGUUGCACAACAUGGCACCAACUUCCGUGGAUGAGGACCUCCGCCCCAAGGACUACUUUGAUCAACGGGCAGCCAGUGAUAUGGAACGGAACUUGAUUACGAAACAACGCACUUUGAAUGAAAGAUUGGCCUGUGCCACUCGUGUCAUAGCCCAUUUCCAAGAGGAUGCUGGGCUUGCUGGUCAAAUCACUGCUCGCUCUUCCCGGUCACAAGAUGUAUACUGGACCCUCCGCUUCGGUGUUGGCUGGGAGGAAGCCAAUCCAAAAGACUUUAUUGAGGUCGACAAAGACCUGAAUACCAUUACCGGCACCGGCAUGGCCAACCCUGCCACUCGAUUCCACUUGUGGGUUUACGCAGCCAGACCCGAUGUCCAGAGCAUUGUUCACGUUCAUUCGCCCUGGAUCCAGGCUCUUGCAGCUGCUGGCGAGGGCAUCGUUGUUUCGCAGAUGGAUAUGACUCCUUUCUACAACGACUGCACUAUUCUAAAAGAAUGGCCUGGUGUGCCCAUUGCAGACCAAGAGGGCGUGAUUAUCAGCGGCGCGCUGGGCACCAACCGUUCAAUCGUUCUUGCCAACCAUGGCAUGUUGACAGCCGGAACGACAGUCGAGGAGGCUACCUACCUGUGUGUGUACCUUGAGCGUGCUGCCCGCAUCCAACUUCGGGCUCGUGUAUAUGGACCGCUAAAGCCCGUGCCCGGUGCAUUGGCACAGGAGGCUCAUGACUAUCUUAUGCAAGAGCGCAUUGUCGCAGCCACAUUCGACUACUGGGUCCGCAAAACAGAGAGGGCGUUUGGGCCAAUGCAGGUUGGAAAGAAGAACGAAGAACUGAAUGUUGUAUAAGAUAGAGCCAAACGUAUGGACUUAACCACGCAGCUAGGUUGAGAACAGAGUGUUUGGUUAGUGAUCAGUCAUUUAGUAUAGUUUUGUCCAUGCACUCAGAGUCUGAUACAAAUUUCGUCUUAAAAC
Messenger RNA from Aspergillus glaucus CBS 516.65, 1348 nucleotides. RefSeq lists its product as uncharacterized. Gene Ontology annotation, cellular component: cytoskeleton. Gene Ontology annotation, molecular function: actin filament binding. NCBI's taxonomy places the organism in Eukaryota, Fungi, Ascomycota, Eurotiomycetes, Eurotiales, Aspergillaceae. The record is from RefSeq and is a predicted model, not a curated record. The transcript has a single exon. Bases 395 to 1222 code for a protein of 275 amino acids.